Mustela erminea (ermine) is the source of this 4837-nucleotide messenger RNA. RefSeq lists its product as uncharacterized. NCBI's taxonomy places the organism in Eukaryota, Metazoa, Chordata, Mammalia, Carnivora, Mustelidae. The coding region runs from base 651 to 1952 and encodes 433 amino acids. The record is from RefSeq and is a predicted model, not a curated record. The transcript is spliced from 2 exons.
UCUCAAAUAAAUAAGUAAAUAAAAUCUUUUUAAAAAAUUUUAAGAGCAACAUAAAAAUAGGAGCUUCUAUAUUUAGAAGGUAAGCAACAAAGAACCCCCAACUGACUAACAUAUUUAUUAGGCACCUACUGUGUGCAGGGGCCGCAGAUAGGCUGGGAGGUGUGAGGCCCUAGCUAGGCCGCUGGGCUCAAAGAGGACCUGGCCAGGGACGGGGGGAGGCUGCCACCCGAGCCUCGGGCGCACAGCGGUUGGGGCACACGGACGCCCAGCAGGCUUACCCAGAACAGCCCCCGGGUCUGCUCGCUUACUGGGACUACCGGGUCCCGAACGGUAAAUACUAAAACUCCAAGCCUCUUCUUCCUCCCACAGUGGAAACCCAGACCACGGCAGCUGCCCACGGGCCCUUGUGCCCACAGGACCUUAGUGACAGUGGAGUGUCCUGUCCCAAGGCCUUGGGGCCCUGACACCCGCCCUGUGACAGGCGCCUCUUGCUUCUUCCCGUGGCGCGGGGGGACGCGGCUGGUGUCCUGCAGCCUGGCCGGGCUCCUCGCUGUCCGGGUCCUGAAGGCGCAGCUGUGCCGGUCUGGGAAGUCGGGGCAGGGACCGCCUGCUGUUGGCGCAGACGCGUUUGCAGUGACCGCCCUGUCCGCAUGCCUCUGGCUGUCUUCACUCGUCGGGGAGUCCUCCCGUCGGAUCUCAGCCUGCGCCCCUUCCUGAGCGGGGGUGGGGGGGGACGUGGACCGUCUUGGUCUUGCCAGACUGUACCGGAGAUAAUUGCCUCCUCUUUCGGAAACCCUGCUUCCUGUGGCCCGGCACGCACACUCCCCAUGGCACAGAAUCGGCUCCCCGUGCCUCCGGCCUCUGCCGGCCAGUGCGGGGCCCAUGGGCAGGGGCUGGGGCCGUCAGCGCAGAACCCACCCCUGCCGGCACCCACACGGCGGGAGGGAGCCGGGGCCGGCUUUCCCAGCACCCACUUCCUGUGCCAUGGCCCGCCCUGCCCCUUCCCCCGAGCUCCCUGGUUGCUGGGUUUGACGGAUCCUUGGACACCCCGGGCAGGACCCCGCAGUCGGGGCCUCCUGUCCUCCUGCCUCCGCACCUGGCCACGCAAGGAAGCCCUUGAGCGGUUCCUCCACCCAGGAGGCCGGAGCGGACAGCCUGACUUCCCCAGCACGGGCCGGCCGGCAUCUGUGGACUCCCACAGCUGGACCCCGUGGCUCCCCGGAGCCCGGACAGCCUGCACAGCGCCCGAGCCUUCCACCUGCCUUCGCUCCUUCUGCGUCCGGGCCCAUCUGAGGCACCUCUUCCGCCUCCCGGAGCUGAGGAAAACGCCCCGGCAGACGUUCCGGCCGCGUCAGGCAGACGCCGUCCUGGGCGGCCGUGCCGCUUGGGGCAGAGGGCUGGAUUUUGUUUCGAAGGGAAGCCGGGUAGAGGCAAAAACAACGUUUCAGGAAACAAGGCCAUGUCCUGAGGCGGCCCUAGGAGUGCUGUGCUUGGCCCCCUGUGCCUCCAGGACCUGGGCGGUCAGGUCAGGAGCUGCAGUGACUGUCGGCUCGGCUCAAACACUCGCAGCUCGGAUUUUAUAUUUCCUUUCCUCCUUUGCUCCGAGCCAGGGCGCAGGCUCAGGGGCUGUGUGGGGCCCGGCUGCCUCUGCUCCCUGCGCUCCCCGCCGCUGCUGUGAACAGACUGACCUCGGGGUUGUGAGGUCUGGGGCCGCGACGCUGCCUGCCAGCAGCCCAGGCCACCCUGUCCGGACAGGCCCCGGCUCCCUUGCCCAGACGGGGUGUGCCUCCUCCCUGCCCCGUCCACAGCCACCUUGCCAUACGCACACCACGAGCCAUGAGGCCGGCUCGUCUCCUCUGCUACCCGGAUCUGCCCGUCCCUGCCCGUCCCCACCCCGUGCCCCCGACCCCGUCCCUGCCCGUCCACAGCCGUCCUCAGCGAGGUGCCGCUGAGACACUUUGCUCUCCGCUCCGUCCACGGAUCCUUGCUCACCACCAACAAGAGCUCAAUUUCUGGUUCCACACUCCCCCCUCUCCUGUCAGCUUUCUGCCGUUUGCACGUUGGACAGACGUGAUUUAUGUGUCUCCAUCUAUAACAAUACAUCCGACGGGGUCAGUACGGGCUCUGCCUUACCCAGGCCCCCCACGCGGACCCAGGUCUGGGCCGGGACAUUCGGUGGCCCGUGGAGAGCAAGGGCUUCACGUCCAGCCCUGCUAGGCCUUCCCGGGGACGUCAAGAUGCUCACCCAGUACUUGCAUGUGGACACGGGGAUGGAAGCCGCAGACGUGGACCCGGGAGGCUCCGUCCUCUGUCCCCCAUUGUCCGUAGAAGAGCCAGAGGUUAAGAAGGGGAAGCGAGUGACCCCAGGCUGCCAGCAGCGAGACCCGACCAGGAGGGAUCCCCAUGCCCGGGAGCCCUGGCAAAGAAACGUCACCGGCGGCACGGCUUUCCUCCACAAGUUUUAUUGGAGAAGCUUUAAAACAGUCAAGUAGAAAUGACCACUGGGCGGUGGCCUGCAAACCCACCACCCAGCUCCCGGCAAGUCUUAUGCCGAUUUUCCUCGUCAUGUUCGUGCUUUACCCAUUUUUUAGCUGAACUCUUUCAAAGUGAGCUUUAGGCAUCGUGACACUCACGUAAAUACUUCAGCCUGUGCCUCCUAAAAAUAAGGAUGUUCCAUUCUCCUACGUUCCUACAACCCUGUCGCUACAGCUAGAAGCUGAGUCUCUCGUUCUGGUCCAUCGCCCCACCGCGGGCACCUGCGGACGGCGGUGCGUGACCACGACGUAAUCAGGUGGAGCUUCCCUCCUGUGCGUCUUGUGAAAACAGCGCCUUUUGUUUUCUGACGUGACUCGUCCCUAAUGAAGCCACUCUCCCACUGACCACAUUCCCAUUCCGGCGUCGCUAACGGCCCGGCCGGUAGUCUGACCGUCCCGACGGGUCCGCGGGGCGCUCACCUGCUGUUUGCAGGCCUGCUGCCCCCCCACACUGGCCCCAUCCUGUUCGGGUCUCGCAGCCAAGCCCCAGGGCCCAGUGCGCCGUGGGCCUGAGAGCGGCCGCGCCAGUCUCCACAGCUCCAGUGGCCGCCGUGAACAUGAGCUGCGAGCGUGCUUCUGUGGCCUCCCCGGAAGACUCGUGAACGCCUGAGCCCGAUCACCGGACUGGAGUGAGCAGUUCCGCCGACCAUCCCUCAACCCCGUCUCUGCCCUUCCGGGUUUGGAAAGAGAUGGUCCAGGCAGAGCCGUAAUUGAUACAUUUUCUCCAAAUCGCCUGUUAACAUGGCUUCCUCUGCACCAGAGGCUUUGUACCUGGUGAGAUCUAUAGGUCUAAGCGAACGCAGCCGAAACGGCGGUCGGUCAUCCUCCUCUGUGUUUUCCGCCAUCAGCCCACGGAGGGCGUCAGCCUUCCCUGCACUCCUCCUACGAGGUCUGCGCCCUCGCGUGACCCCUUCCUUGGAUGGACGACCGCACGUGGCCUUCGAAAUCCCACACGUCCUGCUGCUCUGGGCAUCUGUCCCUUCGUUACCCGGGAUAUUUGCAGCCAUGCCUUCGGGGCCCGGAUGCCGAGCGAUCCCGUCUCUGGGGCUGGGCUCCCUUCUAGGAUCUCCGGAACAAAGUUCUCUCCCCCAGCCAGCGUUUUCUUUGUGGCACCCUGACACUCUAGGAUGAACUGGCCACGUUCCCCUCAAGGUUGCCUUGAGUUCAGCGAUGUUUUCCUCAUUAGAAGUCAGCGCGGAAGCAUCCGAGUGUGCAAGGCCUGGGGGUAAUAAUGUUGUCUCGGCGUCGCCAGUGGUCAGGGGACACUCUGUCCACCUGGGUCCCCUUCAGAUGUCAGGACCAUCCUCAAAGACGAUGGCUUGGGCCCACCGUCCACACCCCGAGGGGCUCUGGUCCCCCCCGGUCAGCAUGGGUGCAGGUGGGACUGUGCUCUGGGGGCAGCUGUGCUCCCCACACACCCAGCUCUGUUGUUCGAAUGUGUGUGACCGCCAGCCCCGGGGCUGUGGGAGCCGCACCCUCCGCCACCUGCGGCCGUGAAUCCCCUCGUCCCGGCCACGAGUGUGCCGUGGUUCCGCACACGAGCAGAGGGGCAUCCGUGGGCGCCGGCUGCAAGACUCAGAAGAAUCGUGCGGAUGGCGUGGCUGUGCUCGCGUGGCGUCCGCUCUCGUCACGGGUGUGCGUGCGGCCCCGUUCCCACGAGAUGCCGGCCGCACUGCCUCCCUCGGCUCUGCCCUCCGCAUCGGACGUGGCGCCCUGCGAGUGUGCUCGGCAGCCAGGGCCCCGACACCAGCGUGGGAAGAGCGCUCCUGCCACCCGCCGCGGCGGGCUACCCGCACGUCCCGGCAGGGCCAGCGCCCGCUCUCCCACUCGUGCUGGGCUCCAGGUGCGACCCCACGUCCUUCUGCCGAGCGCUCUCAGAGAAUCCGGAUUCUCUCCCGCUGCCAGCACCCCUUCCUGAUGGUCUUGCUGCGAGAGACGGGGAAAGUGCAUCAGAGAACACGCGACAAGCCUGGCAAGGGGAAGGCCAGUCAGUUGUGCAGAAGCUGUAGCGGGACGGAGACCCAACUCCCCGUGUGCGGCCCGCGGCGCCCCAGACCACAGGCCACAGCAGCGACAGCAGGCGGCAGUUCUCGGCCCCGGGGCCGACGUCGGAGGCUCUCAGGGAGCCCCUGCUCCAGGCUUGGCUCUGCGUCUCCCACAUUGUCUUCCUUCUGCGACCGCCUCUCCGUGUAAGGACACCAGACACUCCACGUGGGGCCCGAGGGCCCUGGGGUGGGGACGCCAGCAGACAAGGGUCACUCGGGUCAACACUUGAUCCCACAGGGGCUGGGUGGUCAGUGCAA